UAAACAGGAAGUGUAGCGAAACAGACCGGAAGUCGCUUGGAAGGCCUGAAAGGCACCGCCCACCAGCCUACGUCAGCAGUCACGUGAAGGAUCAUCUUCCGGAAGAAUGAGCACGGCGGCGCUGACGGCGGGUCUGGACCGGAUCCCGGACCAGCUCGGGUACUUGGUGAUCAGCGAGGACGGAGUUCUGGCGUCGGCAGGUGAGCUGGAGAACGACGAGCACACGGCGAGCGUCAUAAUGCAGAUGGUCCGGACCGCGAACCGCUUCCGGUUAUCUGGAUCUGCGGACCACUUCCGGUCACCCGGAUCCGAGGACGUCCCGUUUAAGCGCAUGUCCGUGGUUCUGGAGGACUUCGUCUUGGCGGUGACCGUUUCCGGUCAGAAGGUGUUUGUGGUCAAACGUCAGCACGCGCAUCCUGAGCACGUCACAGCGUGAAGGCGGGGCCAGGCGGAGAGGACGACAGUCCACCUUUGGACCGAGUCGGAACCGACUUGCUCAGUAAUGAACUGAUGUGACCCACCAAUCGCACAGAACUGGAGCAAGUUCUCUAAACAGUUUCGGUUCUGUUUGGAUCAUUGGACAGAACCCAGUUACGUUUAGGUUCUGGACCUUUACAGAACAAGGUCAGCUACAGUGGUUCUGAAGGCAGAGCGGAAGACCGAUCCUGCAAAGGUUCUGCUGCAUGUUUUGGAUUCUGAAAUAAAAUCUUCAUCUCCCAAAGAAACCAGAUUUUCUGUCAGAACUUGUCAUUUAAAUAAAGUUUUAAUGUUUUGAAAACUGAUUCAAAUAAACAUAC
Oryzias latipes (Japanese medaka) is the source of this 797-nucleotide messenger RNA. RefSeq names its product late endosomal/lysosomal adaptor, MAPK and MTOR activator 4 (gene lamtor4). Gene Ontology annotation, molecular function: guanyl-nucleotide exchange factor activity. The record is from RefSeq and is a predicted model, not a curated record. NCBI's taxonomy places the organism in Eukaryota, Metazoa, Chordata, Actinopteri, Beloniformes, Adrianichthyidae. Gene Ontology annotation, biological process: cellular response to amino acid stimulus; positive regulation of TOR signaling. Gene Ontology annotation, cellular component: lysosome; Ragulator complex.